Messenger RNA from Carica papaya (papaya), 2036 nucleotides. NCBI's taxonomy places the organism in Eukaryota, Viridiplantae, Streptophyta, Magnoliopsida, Brassicales, Caricaceae. The record is from RefSeq and is a predicted model, not a curated record.
ACGUAUCAAGCUCUGGUAAGCCGAGGGGGAAAAUUGGUAUAAUAGUCUGAAAUGGGCCUACGGUAAUCCUGCCAACAGCUCUCUCUACCGCUGAUAACAGAAUCCUUAUCUUCAUCGCUGCUUAAUCUUUUGUCUCCUUCUCUCGGCUGUGUUCUUUGCAAUACCCAUAUCUUUAUCUCUUAUUCAAUUCAGUCCCCCCCUCCUCUCUCUCUUCUUCUUUUUCUUCUUUUUCUUUCAUUUCUUUGGUUUGGUAUCUCUGGUUGGUGUCUUCAAGGGUUUUCUUCCUUAAAAACCCUCGAAAAAUCGCUGUGCUUAACGCUGACUUUUCUGAUUGAAUCGAGGGUUUUUCUUAUUUUUCCGCUUUGAUUGUCUGUGACUUUAUCUGGGUCAUUUUUGGAUAUUCCUGGUUUUGCUCCGGCUGAUAUGGGUUUAGCUUCGGUUUUCCUGGAGAUUCUGAGGAAGCCCACGAUUGGAGAUGUGUUUAGUGAGCUCAUGGUGCUUAUAGCGCCGUUGUGGAUUGCAGUGAUUUUUGGAGUUCUUGUCGGCUGGGCAUGGAAGCCCAAAUGGGCCAACUUGGGAAGAGAAAUGUUCGAUUGCGUCUCUUCUGCAAACGCUUCCGGGAAAUCUGAAACGUCAACUUCUUCCGCCAUCGCUUCUUUUCCGUGCUUGAAUUUCGUCAAGCUUCAGUUGCCCAAUUACAUCCCUUGGAUUGCCGAUGACCGAGUCCGAGAGGACUCAAUCUCUGCGCCGUCGAACCAAAGCACUGCUACUGAUUGCAGUUCAUCGCAGCUGGAAAAGGAUAAAAACGCGCUUGUGACGGAGGAGGAUUUAGAGCAUUUAUGCAAGUUAGUUGAGGUUAAAGAUGGAGGUCCAGCUUGGAUUCAGAUGAUGGAUCGGUCUACUUCAACUAUGAGUUAUCAAGCUUGGCGGAGAGAUCUGCAGACUGGUCCUCCCCAAUACCGUAGCAGAACUGUCUUUGAGGAUGCUAGUCCUGAGAUGGUUAGGGAUUUUUUCUGGGAUGAUGAAUUUCGUUUGAAGUGGGAUGACAUGCUUGUAUAUGCUGGAAUUUUGGAGGAAUGCCCUACUACUGGAGCUAUGGUUGUUCACUGGGUGCGAAAGUUUCCGUUCUUCUGCAGUGAUAGAGAGUACAUGAUAGGGCGGCGAAUUUGGGAAUCAGGACGAUUAUAUUACUGUGUUACAAAGGGAGUACCUUACCCCUCUAUGCCAAGACACAACAAGCCACGGCGAGUUGACCGUUACUAUUCAAGUUGGUGCAUUCGUGCGGUUGAAUCGAGAAGGGGUGAUGGGCAGCUGACUGCGUGUGAAGUAUUACUGUUCCAUCAUGAGGAUAUGGGUAUACCUUGGGAAAUUGCCAAGCUUGGAGUGAGGCAGGGCAUGUGGGGAGCAGUCAAGAAAAUCGACCCUGGUUUGCGUGCGUAUCAGAAGCAGAGAGCAUCCGGAGAUCCAUUGUCACGGUGUGGAUUCAUGGCUCGGAUCAACACCAAAGUAAGUCCAGACUACCUGAGGUCCUUGGAAGACAAUGACACUGAUUUAUCAGCGGUUGAAAUUUCAAAUUCAUCAGAGAAACCAUUAGGGAAAAAUAUACCUAAGCUUCUAGUGGUUGGAGGAGCUAUUGUUCUUGCUUGUAGCCUUGACCGCGGACUCCUAACUAAGGCAGUCAUCUUUGGUGUUGCCAGACGGUUUGCGAAAAUUGGAAGGAGGUUGUGAUCAAAGAUUUUUUUUUUUUUUGUUUUUUUUCUCCAUGAUUCCGAUAGUGCAAGCCAAAGAAGCCACAGUAAAAAGCGGGUAAUGGAUUUCCCGACUUGCUACAGUUUUUAUAAGAUGGGAAAGAAGAAUUCUUUUGUGUGAUAUUUGAGCCAUGACAAAGCUGCAUCGGAUGUAAAAGAAGUAGAGAUUAGAAAAUAGAGAUGAUAGAGUUGUAACUUUCUUUCUUCCUUCUUUUGUUUUUUUUUCUUUCCCCCACCCGGAAAAGAUUGGCAGUGGAAAUAACAAAUUUUCAGCUUCCUUUUCGUUCA